UGUAAAUGUAGAAGCCUUGGUUUCCACCAACAAAAUAUUUGCGAAUUUUUAAAGAAAAGUGGUUUGUUCAACAUAGCGCAACACUAUGAAGGGAACUGAAUCAGACAAGCUGUUGAAAAUCUAUACGCAGUGCAUUAAUUUUGCUGCGAUCAAACACCGAAAUCAGCGCCGUAAAGACACGGAGGAAACCCCUUACAUCAACCAUCCGAUAGGGGUCGCACAAAUUCUAUCUGCCGAAGCCGGAAUAACCGAUUUCGAUGUGCUUCAGGCAGCUAUCUUGCAUGAUACAGUUGAAGAUACCGAAACGACAUUCGAAGAAAUUGAAACGCAUUUUGGUACCACCGUACGCUCGAUUGUACAGGAGGUAACGGACGACAAGACGCUUCCGAAGGAAAAGAGAAAGCUACUGCAAAUAGAACACGCACUUACCAUAAGCCAUCAGGCUAAGUUGGUAAAACUUGCCGACAAAAUUUACAAUCUACGCGACUUACAACGUUGCAAACCGCAGAACUGGACCGACGAAAGAUGCCGCGAAUAUUUCAUUUGGGCUAAACAAGUGUGUGAUAAUCUUAAAGGCACCAAUGAACCACUGGAACGCAUUUUGGAUGAUAUUUUUCGUCAGGAAAAAGUUAUUUAAUAUGAUCAUGUUUCAGCUGCUCUGAUAAGAUGGCACCAUUUGGGUGAAAGCAGUAAUAAUAAAGAAAUCUCUGUUGCAUAGCAUCAAUUAUGCCUUUUGAUGCUUCUUCAAGAAAUCGAGCAUGUACUGC
Anopheles coustani is the source of this 767-nucleotide messenger RNA. RefSeq names its product guanosine-3',5'-bis(diphosphate) 3'-pyrophosphohydrolase MESH1 (gene Mesh1). The record is from RefSeq and is a predicted model, not a curated record. NCBI's taxonomy places the organism in Eukaryota, Metazoa, Arthropoda, Insecta, Diptera, Culicidae. Gene Ontology annotation, molecular function: guanosine-3',5'-bis(diphosphate) 3'-diphosphatase activity. The transcript has 2 exons. The coding region runs from base 86 to 637 and encodes 183 amino acids.